Messenger RNA from Tripterygium wilfordii, 2850 nucleotides. RefSeq names its product probable galacturonosyltransferase 13. Lineage: Eukaryota; Viridiplantae; Streptophyta; Magnoliopsida; Celastrales; Celastraceae. The coding region runs from base 526 to 2130 and encodes 534 amino acids. Gene Ontology annotation, molecular function: polygalacturonate 4-alpha-galacturonosyltransferase activity. The transcript is spliced from 6 exons. The record is from RefSeq and is a predicted model, not a curated record.
UCUCUACCCAACAGAACACGGUUUUGACUUGCAAAAAAUUUGAUUUUGAUUUAAAUUUAAAUUUACUAUUAAAAGAAAACGAAAUUAGAUCGAGCGAUCCACCAAUUAGGCAUUAGCAGGAAAGAGAAUUGACACAAAAACCUGAUUUUCUCUCUCCUCCCCCCUUCCUAGUUGCUUGAUCUUCCAUGGAGAGAAAACAAAGCUCAAGAAGGCAAAAAUAAGGAGGAGAACCCAUUUCGAUUCGUGGAUUGAGACCUUGAACUGAAUCGUCAAAAUCAAACCUUGUUGUUUGUUUAAUAUCCAAUGCGAAUAAGUGCAAUUAGCAGUAGAUCUAAAGUGAUUGGGAUUGGUGCAGAGGCCCAGAUUCUGAAGGUAAUUGCACAAAAAUCGUAUAUUGUUGGAUCUGAUGGUGGGUGAUGCAUUGGCGGUGAGUUGCGGAGUAGUGAGGAGAAGUGCUUUACGUUUUCGUAUUGGGACUGGUAGUGCUAGGGUUUGCUUUGUGGUGGUGGGGCUGCAUAGAAGAGGAUGCAGCUUCACUUCUCGCCUAGUAUGAGAAGCAUCACGAUAUCGAGCAGCCAUGGGUUUAUUGACUUGAUGAAGAUCAAGGUCGCAGCUCGCCACAUCUCAUAUCGAACGCUCUUCCACACAAUCCUCAUUCUUGCUUUCUUAUUACCAUUUGUAUUCAUCCUCACUGCUGUUGUUACCCUCGAAGGUGUCAACAAGUGCUCCUCAUUCGAUUGCUUAGGCAGGCGGAUUGGACCCAGACUUCCUUGGAGGGUUGAUGAUUCAGGGCAGCGAUUGGUUAGAGACUUCUACAAGAUUCUCAAUCAAGUGAACACUGAGAAAAUCCCGGAUGGUCUGAAGCUUCCAGAUUCGUUUAAUCAACUUGUAUCUGAAAUGAAGAAUAAUCAAUACGAUGCUAGGACAUUUGCUUUCAUGUUAAAGGCAAUGAUGGAGAAACUUGAAAGGGAGACCAGGGAAUCUAAAUUUUCUGAAUUGAUGAACAAACACUUUGCUGCAAGUUCCAUUCCAAAAGGAAUCCAUUGUCUGUCUCUUCGGCUGACUGAUGAGUAUUCCUCUAAUGCUCAUGCACGGAGACAAUUGCCUUCUCCAGAGUUACUCCCUUUGCUCUCAGACAAUUCGUACCACCACUUUGUCUUGUCAACCGAUAACAUUUUGGCUGCCGCAGUUGUUGUUUCAUCUGCCGUUCAGUCAUCUCUAAAUCCAGAAAAGAUAGUCUUCCAUGUAAUUACAGAUAAGAAGACCUAUGCGGGUAUGCAUUCAUGGUUUGCACUAAAUCCUGUCACCCCUGCUAUUGUAGAAGUCAAAGGUGUCCAUCAGUUUGACUGGUUAACCAGAGAGAAUGUGCCUGUGCUUGAGGCUGUCGAGAAUCAUAAUGGAAUAAGAAAUUACUACCAUGGAAAUCAUGUUGCAGGGGCCAAUCUCAGUGAUACAACUCCAAGAACAUUUGCUUCAAAGUUGCAGGCUAGAAGUCCAAAGUACAUAUCCUUGCUCAACCAUCUUCGCAUAUAUUUACCAGAGCUCUUUCCAAACCUUGACAAGGUGGUCUUUCUAGAUGACGAUGUAGUAAUUCAGCGUGAUUUGUCCCCACUUUGGGAGAUCGACCUUGAGGGAAAGGUUAAUGGAGCUGUAGAAACUUGUAAAGGUGAAGAUGAGUGGGUAAUGUCGAAACGUUUCAAGAACUACUUCAAUUUUUCCCAUCCACUCAUAACAAAGCACUUGGACCCUUAUGAAUGUGCGUGGGCCUAUGGGAUGAAUAUCUUUGAUCUCCGAGCAUGGAGGAAAACAGAUAUUAAGGAAACUUACCAUUCCUGGCUGAAAAAGAAUUUAAGGUCAAAUUUGACGAUGUGGAAGCUUGGAACCCUUCCACCUGCUUUGAUAGCAUUUAGAGGUCAUGUUCACCCAAUCAACCCAUCAUGGCACAUGCUCGGGUUAGGGUAUCAGGAUAAAACGAACAUUGAGAAUGUUAAAAAGGCUGCAGUUAUCCACUAUAACGGGCAGUCAAAACCAUGGUUGCAGAUUCGCUUUGAACAUCUCCGGCCAUUUUGGUCAAAGUAUGUGAACUACUCUAAUGAUUUUAUUAGGAACUGCCACAUCUUGCAGUCGUAAUCAAAACUAGAGCUAGAUACAACAGAUGAAUGGGAAAAGAGACAAGUUCGAAAUGGUUUAAUCUAAGUUUGAUAGCAGUGCAAAGUUUUCUUGAUAUAUAUUGAGAAGGAAAUGAGAUUUGCCCAAAGGACAUUAGUUACCGGGUCUGGAUUCAGGGUCAUCUCUUUGCAGUUAACUGAGAGCGCUCGAUCACCAACACGGGCAUGAAAUUCAUUCUUUCAAUCUGUAACAUAGCAAUCGAUCUGUUAUUUUUUGGUUGGAAAAGAGAAUAUUGUUCUUGGUCUUCUUGGGGAAGGUUGUGCCCACUUCCUUAGCGCAUUAUUCAGAAUAAGUUGACAUACACGAGACGAGAUAGAAAUUACUAAGUGAAUUCGAUCCUACGAAACGAUGCAGGGAAGAGAUAGCCCAAGAUUGGUCCUCGGUGAGGCUCCCCAAUUCAUCCAGGAAUGUUUUUACUUCAUUUUUUCUGUUUCAUUUUUGAUACUGUAAUCCCAUUUUCCCCCCAGUUCGAUAUCAUCAUGGUGAUAAUUAGGAUUAGCACAUGGAGAUUGUUUUGUUACAGGUCCCAUUGAUUGAAUUGGGGCAACCCCCCACUGUUGUUAGGUUAUAUAUGAGUAUUUGUUACAUAUGAUAGACUAUAAACAUUUGAAAUGUGCAGAAAAUUCUUUUUGUUCCCUACUUUUGCUCCAUCGUUAUAAAGACUGUCAUAAUUAUUAUAGA